AGCUCGCUCCGAACGAUGACAAUGAUGUUUUUCCCAGCAAAAAGAGCAACUGAGUGCACUGCUACAGUGGGGAAAAUGUCUUUCCUGAAGCUUCUCCUGACCACCAUCAGGAUUUGCCUGAUAAGCUGCCACAUCACCAACCCAACAGCUGAUGGUACUACACGGUUUGCAGCGGAUCUCUACCGAGUUCUUCAUUUAUCCCAGAAAAGUGAGAACAUUCUCUAUUCCCCGCUUGGGGCUGCGUCGGCCCUGGGAAUGGUACAUCUGGGGACGAAGGGGAAAGCUCGAAACGAGAUAAGCCAGCUUCUGAACCUGCAAAGCGAUGCCCGUGAAGCCUUCGCUCCACUCCAGACACUUUUCUCUGUCACCUCAAAAAGAAAAGAAUUUACAUUUAAUCUUGCCAAUGCCCUUUACCUUCAAGAAGGAUUCGUGGUGAAAGAACAGUAUCUCCAUAGCAACAAGGAAUUCUUUCAGACGGCUGUAAAGCUGGUGAAUUUCCAAGAUACUAAAGCUUCCGCAGAGGCCAUAAGCACUUGGGUAGAAAACAAAACAGAUGGUCAAAUAAAGAAUCUCGUUUCAAGUGAGGACCUUGGUCCCCUCACUCGACUUCUUCUGGUGAAUGCCAUUUACUUCAAGGGGAACUGGGAACAAGUAUUCAAAGCAGAGAGCACCAGUUUGAUGGAUUUUACUAAGAGUGAUGGAUCAGUGACCUCUGUACCAAUGAUGCAUCUUCAACUCAGAACAAAGCUCGGCCAUUUUUCUGACCAUAAGGUGAACUAUCAGGUUUUGGAGCUGCCCUACAAAGGGAGUGAAUUCAGUUUAGUUCUAAUCCUUCCUGCAGAAGAUGUGCCUAUCGGAGAGGUAGAAAACCUCAUUACAGCUGAGCUGAUAAAAGACUGGUUUGCCAAGAUGGAAGAGGAUGAUGAAGUCGAAAUCAGCCUUCCUAGGUUUAAAAUAGAGCAAAAACUGGAUUUGAAAGAAACUCUCCAGGCUCUCAACGUGAUCGAGAUAUUUAAUAAUGGAUGUGACCUUUCUGGAUUAACAGAUUCUGCUGACGUACACAUUUCUCAGGCUAUUCAGAAAGUCUGCAUUGAGGUGAACGAAGACGGGAGUGAAGCAGCGGCAUCGACUGGAAUGCAUGUGGCAGCAAUCAUGAGCAUGGCACGGAAUCAGUUUGUGGCUAACCGACCGUUCCUGUUUAUCCUGAAGCACAACUCAACAGGGUCCAUUAUAUUUAUGGGGAAGCUGGCCAGUCCUGAUAUCCAGCCCAUAAGAAGAAGAGAUAUUGACUCACUGUAAGAAGAAGAAUCAAACUGAAAGCAAAUGUGUUCUCUUUGUGUGUGUAUGAAGCCUUCUCUCUCUUAAUAUAGCUUCUGGUCUGCAGAUCAUUCUUUCUGUCUCAGUAUAUAAAAGAUUUGGGGGAUUUCCAAAUAAAUCUUUGUAUACUGCAUGCUUCUGUCCUCUGUAAAUUAUGAUGGAGAGUUUGCUGUCUGAUUACUGUGAAUUGGGUCUCAGUACGGUUAGGCCUAACAUGCCUGCGAGCUGACUAUUCUUUAAUGGCUCUGGAUGUUUUAUCAGUGGGACCAAGUUAUUAGAAAAUAAUCUCCAGAUAGUUCUUGAAUUGAAAUGCCUUUCAGCACAUGAAAAAGUAUCAUCCAUCCAGCUGAGAAGUGGUGACUAGUGUUGCCAGGCCAGUGCUGGCACCAGGUGGGAGACUGAGCAGGGUGGGGAUAUAUACCUGAUUGAAGUCAUGUCAAAAUUGCAAUGCUCUAGGAUUCACUAAAAAAUCUAUGGUUUAACCAUAGAGCUCUGGGUGAAUCCUUGAGUGGUACCAUGAUGCAGCAUAUCCAGUUCAUACCGUCAAGCAGAAGAAAGGGGUAGGAAGUCUUCUUAUAGACCUGCCCAGUCUAGCGGGGGUAUAUGUAUAAGAGUAUGUGAAGAAGGUGAUUUGGGGUUGAAACACAGAGGUAGAUAGUGUUACUUACAGGCAGACCCUGACAUGUGAACCCCCCAAGAUAGGUUACAUAUUUAUUUCUGAACUUUGAUCUCUCUUGAGGUUUGGUAUGCACGUGUAGCAAAUUAAGGCCAGGGUUCCCCAAAAAUUCCAGCAGCCAGAGGCACAUCUGCUUAUAAACAGGGAAGCAGCCCAUUAUGCUGAAAAGGUCUUCUUGGAGGUAAUCAUAUCAGCCCCCCGCUUUCUUAAGAUUCCAACAAUGUCUUGUUGAUUAGGCCUAAUAGUAACUCUAAUGCAUGGAAGGAUUCGUCAGCAAUCACCAUUAACCUGAACUCACCAGCCACCUCAGACACUAACAUCAGGCACUCCUGAUCUUCUGUCUUCUAAGAUCAUUAUACGAACUGUCACUCCAACACUUAUUCGUCUCCCACCACUGCAAGUGCAAUUCAGAGGCUCUUUCCUACCUAACAAUUAAAAUCUGAAUCAACCAAUGAAAUUCAAACUGGCUGCCGUCCAAUCCCAGAUUACAAGGACCAAAGCAUCCUAACAGCUAAUGCUCAUCUACACAUAAAAAUGGCAUGGAUUCCCCACCUAAUGCCCCUGUGAUUCUGCGCAGGAGCCUUCCUGGAGAUUUUGAGCAGGCCUCAGUCUCCGCAUCACUUUCUCUUUUUAACUCUGCAUCCUGAUUGGUGACUGGGAUUCCCUAAUGCACUACAAAGCUGUGUGUCAUUUGCUUCUUUUCUCCCGGACUCUCCGGGAUUUCUCCUAACUCUGGGAUCAGGCUCAUAUGUUUUCUUCACCCCAUUUUAUUGUCCCCUUUAGUUUAGUACCAUCUAGAAUUCAGGUGCUGUAGCUUAGGGGUUAGAUCGUGCCAUCAUGUGUGAGUCUCUUCUUGGGCCUCUCUCUAUACCUUUUUGCUGUAUUUUUCACAAUAAAGAUAUGAAUUGUUCUGUU
Eublepharis macularius is the source of this 2908-nucleotide messenger RNA. It is a transcript of the gene SERPINI2, whose product is annotated as serpin family I member 2. Gene Ontology annotation, biological process: negative regulation of endopeptidase activity. The transcript is spliced from 9 exons. Bases 16 to 1299 code for a protein of 427 amino acids. The record is from RefSeq and is a predicted model, not a curated record. NCBI's taxonomy places the organism in Eukaryota, Metazoa, Chordata, Lepidosauria, Squamata, Eublepharidae. Gene Ontology annotation, molecular function: serine-type endopeptidase inhibitor activity.